ACCCUAGCUCGCAUCCCAAUAAAGCCCACCCGAGAAAUAAUGGAACGCAUCCAAUCCAAACACCACUCACUCUCUCUCUCUCUCUCUCUCUCUGGAAUACUGUCUCUCUUCUGCUGCAACUUUCAGCGCAAAUCGGGGGGAAGAUCGUCGGAAAAACCCUAGUGGAAGUGGUGUUCGUUUUUCUUGUAGAAUUGGGAUUGGAGGAGGAAAAUCAAGAUGCCGUGGACUUGUUUUGUGAACUACAAGAUGAACCGUGUUCGCUUGGUGGCGUUCUUUCGUUUUAUACUGUAAUUUCAUUUUAAACGGGUGUAUUACAGGUGGUUUCUGAAGGAUUUUUUUAGCUAGUAUUUGUUUAGUUUGAAACUGGUUGGAGGAUUGAGAAUGUACAUUGGAGUAACCAUAAAAAGAUACAGAGCCGUGAAAGAAGUUGGGCAGAUUAAAAUGAGUGUCGGGAUCAUUGCAUACUACCAACUAAUACAAGUUUGCCAGGCUGAGUAUUUCCGUCAGUUACUUAAACCUGUUACGUAGUCAUCUUGAAGUUCUGGAACGCUGGAAUUUUGGAAACUGCCUUUGGUUGCAUUAAUCCAUAAGAAGGCAUUGAAAGAGGUGAAUCAUUUGAUGAUAGUAACUGUUUAUUUGGAAAAAUGGCUCUCUUGUUCCGGAAUGUCAAUACCAUAAUUAACUAGUUAGUGGUCCCAUCACCUUAGGAACCUUCAUCCAAUUUGAAAUUGUGAAUAAUUACCAGUGCAGAAGGCAAACUGCUCAUUUCUGUGGACUUUGCAGUUAAGUAGGAAAUAGGACAAACAAUGCAGGGUGACCAGCAUUUCCGAGCAAAGGCUGUGCUCCCUUUGGAAAAUCAAGUGGGCAACUGUUAUGUGCACACUCCUGUUGUCCCUGCUGUUGGUGCAGUCUUCAAUUCGGGUGCAAAGCACUUGACCCCUUUUCAUGGCGUCGAGUUUCAACCUUCUGAGGUUUGCCCGAAGAAUUUUAUUGUCUUUGAUCAGACACAAUACCGAAGCCAGAUUAUGUUUCAUCCAACGAUUGCCCACAAAUUUAAUGCUCCUAGCAUCUUUGCAACUAGUGUGGAAGACAAUUUUGAGGUGAAAGAAGUUGAUUUUGUGGAAACAGAGACAUCUUCUCCACUUAAAGAGGAUUCGGGUGAUAUUGAUGCAUUGUUGAGCUUUGAAGAGGAUGAACAAGAUGAAUAUGAUGAUGAAGAGGUUAGCACCGCCCGGACUAAUGGAGAUUAUAGAUGCACGUCUCCAGAUUCCUUCUCCAACUAUUGUUCAAACCCAAAGAAGAAUAGAUCUUCUUCUAUGCAGAAGGCCUCAGGCAGUGGUGAGAGCUGCAACAGUGACAGGAAACGACAGAAAAUGAAGAAGAUGGUGAACGCGCUGAGAGGGAUAGUACCUGGUGGCAGUCAAAUGAAUACUGUUGCUGUACUGGAUGAAGCUGUUAGGUACCUCAAGUCUCUCAAGGUCGAGGUACAGAAGCUUGGAGUUGGGGAUAUAAACUAUUAGUUUGCCAUGGUAAGGAUGACUGAACUCCAUUUCUAAAUUACAUAUAUGUAUAAUUUAGGUCCCCACCCCCACGUUCCCUCCCAUGCUUGCUGGCAUUAGGAUAAUAGUAAUUGCUAGUGCUGUGUAAGAAAAGCCUAUUCGUACUUGUAUUAGUGGAGUCUGCUCCACCAACAGUGACUUGCGUGGUUGAACUUACCUUAUGUUUUUUAUUAUGAGUCAUGACCUCUGCUUUAUGGUAA
Messenger RNA from Juglans microcarpa x Juglans regia, 1759 nucleotides. RefSeq names its product transcription factor bHLH144-like. The record is from RefSeq and is a predicted model, not a curated record. Gene Ontology annotation, molecular function: protein dimerization activity. The coding region runs from base 807 to 1520 and encodes 237 amino acids. The transcript has 4 exons. NCBI's taxonomy places the organism in Eukaryota, Viridiplantae, Streptophyta, Magnoliopsida, Fagales, Juglandaceae.